Messenger RNA from Brassica napus (rape), 1296 nucleotides. RefSeq lists its product as uncharacterized. Gene Ontology annotation, biological process: protein desumoylation. NCBI's taxonomy places the organism in Eukaryota, Viridiplantae, Streptophyta, Magnoliopsida, Brassicales, Brassicaceae. The record is from RefSeq and is a predicted model, not a curated record. Bases 1 to 1296 code for a protein of 431 amino acids. Gene Ontology annotation, molecular function: deSUMOylase activity. Gene Ontology annotation, cellular component: nucleus. The transcript is spliced from 4 exons.
AUGGGGAAUAUGGAGAGGGUGUUUACAGAGAGGAUGGGGAAGAUGGAGAUUGAUGUUUCACAGCUCAGGGACGCAAUCAGUUUGACUAGUGAAGGAAACUAUCCUAACAAGAAAAAAGCUGAAGAAGCUCCACUAAACAGCAAAGCCAAGCAAGCUCCACCUAAGAGCAAAGGCGCUCAAGCUCCACCUAAGAGCAAAGGCGCUCAAGCUCCACCUAAGCGCAAAGGCGAUCAACCUAUUCCAACAAAAAAGGAUGGGAAAAAGAUUGCUACAGAAACUAAUGAUUUUGAUUUCGGAUUGAGUACACAAGACUUGCGGGACCUGUCCCAAGCUACAUUUGUUGAGGGUUUUGAUAUGUCUCAAGUGAAAGUUGAGACCUCAAGUAAAUCAAAACCGUUGAACAUGGCUCCACUGCAGUGGAAUAAUGAGCAAAUAGAUCGAACCAAAGAAGACUCGCCAGAUGCCGCGUUGGUGUUUUUCCGUGAAGAGGAUUGGGAAAAAGUUAGAACUUGGUCAACUUCCUCCACACGUCUACGGAUUGGACCUGCCACUUUUGAUUUUGAGAUUGCUAAUCGUCUUAUGGAUAAAUCUGAGUGGGUUGAUAGCUUGGAGAUUGAUGCCGCAAUGUACGUAUUCCGGGAGAGAACAUCUUUGAAACGAUGGAGACCUCAUCGUGUCGCCUUCAUGACUGUCGUCUUCAGCAAUAUGAUUAAAAAAGAGUAUGGUCAUUUAGAAGCUCAGGGUAGAAAGAGCUACAUGCUUCAUAAUUUGCUACUGCAGUACGGUAAAGGGGUCCUUCCACCACAUGGCAGGACACAUGAGAUAUGGAAUAUAAAUGUGGAUCGGCUGUAUGUCCCUGUUCAUGUCAGUGGGAAUCAUUGGAUCGCCUUGUGCAUCAUUUUCGUGACGAGGAGCAUUGAUGUGUUCGACUGCUCGGGUAGGAAAAGGUACAAGGAGGUGGAUGGGUUCGCAAACCUUAUUCCGCGUAUUGUCAAGGCAGCUCAGCCUAUAAGACACCAGAAGGAUUUCACAGUCGGUGCAUAUACUGUUUCCUAUGUCCCCGUUGGGAAUCUGAAUAAAAGUGCAUGUGACUGUGGCGUCUAUGCAGUGAAGUUCAUUGAGUGCCAUGCGCUUGGAUUGGAGUUGUCGUUGUUGCAUGAUGGUAACAUUAUCGAAGCUCGCCACAGGAUUUUAUGGGAUCUUUGGGAAGCAGCUAAUGAUCCGGAAUUGAUUGACAGGAUGUCAAAGUAUCAAUCCCCAGAGUGUCUCUCUUCGACUGUAGAGGAGAUUCUGUGA